This is a messenger RNA of Miscanthus lutarioriparius, 1476 nucleotides long. NCBI's taxonomy places the organism in Eukaryota, Viridiplantae, Streptophyta, Magnoliopsida, Poales, Poaceae. The record is from the annotation of a GenBank genome assembly.
AUGUCGCUGACAAAACUCCUGCUCGUGGUUCUCGUCGUCGCCGGCGCAUGGACGGCCGCGGAGGCCGUGAGGCAGCACCGCAAGGGCCACCGAGAUCCUUAUGAGGAUGUGUUUGACCGUCAGGAAGCUGACCGGGUGGAUACUCUGCCGGGACAGCCAUCCGAGGUCGGGUUCCAGCAGUUCGCCGGCUAUGUGACGGCUAACGAGUCCCACGGCCGCGCCCUCUUCUACUGGUUCUUCGAGGCCACGCACGACGUGGAGAACAAGCCCCUCGUGCUCUGGCUCAACGGAGGACCGGGAUGCUCGUCGGUGGGAUAUGGAGCACUGGAGGAGCUGGGUCCAUUCUUGGUGCAGAAGGGGAAGCCAGAGAUCAGCCUCAACCCUAAUUCAUGGAACAAGGAGGCCAACCUCCUGUUCGUCGACUCCCCAGCAGGCGUUGGAUUCUCCUACACCAACACCUCCAAGGAUCUCAGCCAAUUCGGCGAUGAGCUCACCGCAACGGACGCUCAUGCCUUCCUCUUGAACUGGUUCAAGAGGUUCCCACAGUUCAAGGGCCACGAUUUCUACCUCGCCGGGGAGAGCUACGCGGGGCACUACAUUCCUCAGCUUGGCGUGAAGAUCUUGGAGGGCAACAAGAAGGCACACAGGAAGGAUCGGAUCAACCUCAAGGGCAUCAUGAUCGGCAACGCGGCCAUCGACUCGAGCUCCGACGACCGUGGCCUCGCCGACUACGCGUGGGACCACGCCGUCCUCUCCGACGAGGUGUAUGGCGCCAUCAAGAAGGAGUGCACCUUCCCCGACGACGGCAACGAGAGCGACAAGUGCGAACAGGCCUGGAGCGACUUCUUCGCCGUCAUGCGGGACAUCGACCUCUACAGCCUCUACACCCCGGCGUGCACCGACGCCAUGGCCAACGCCAGCCGCACCAACUCAUCUUCUUCCUCCUCCCGACGCUCAUGGAAGCUCGCCGACACGCCGCUCGGUAAGGUUCACCGCGGGAUGCCGUACAACACGUACGACCCGUGCGUGGACUACCACGUGUUCGACUACCUGAACCGCGCCGACGUGCAGAAGGCGCUGCACGCCAACGUCACUGGGAUCCCCUACAACUGGGAGCCCUGCAGCGACGCGCUGAGCAACUGGACGGACUCGCCGCCGUCGACGCUGCCGGCCAUCAGGCAUCUGGUGGACGCCAAGCUCCGCGUGUGGGUGUUCAGCGGCGACACGGACGACCGGGUGCCGGUGACCUCGACGCGGUACGCGCUGCGGAAGCUGGGCCUCGCCACCGUCAAGGAGUGGCGCGAGUGGUUCACCACCGACCAGGUCGGCGGCUACACGCUCGUCUACGACGGCCUCACCCUCGUCACCGUCCGCGGCGCCGGACACAUGGUACCCAUGAUCACCCCCGUCCAGGCCAGCCAGGUCUUUGCGCACUUCCUCGCCGGCGACGAGAUGCCGGCCAAGCCUGUCGUCUAG